CUUCUCAACUAUAUAUAGCAGUAUCUUGAUUAUAAGCACAGAGAAUCCAACCAAAUAUCCUAAAGAUGAUGAAGAUGGGAGAAAUGUGGCCUCAACUGGGUUCAGUUAUGGCCAGUGUCAUGUUCGGAUAUGCCAUGUUUCAGCAAUUCUUUCCUUACCAACUUAGAGCCCCCAUCGAAAAAUAUACCCAGAAACUGUUUGGAUAUGUGUACCCUUAUAUCCAGAUUUCCUUUGAUGAAUAUUCCGGUGAGUGGUACAAGCGCAGUGAGCUCUUUACUACCAUCCAAAGCUACCUCAGCACCAAGUCCUCCACAGACGCGAAAAGGCUGAAAGCUCAAGAUGUCAAGGACAGCAAGUCUCUAGUCCUUGCCAUGGAUGAUAAUGAAGAGGUGACAGAUGAGUUUCAAGGCAUUCAGCUAUGGUGGGUUUGCAGGAAAAACCCGCCGAAACAAUCUCAAUUUUCCUUCUAUCCUCAGACUGAUGAUAAGAAGCAGUACAAGCUGAUCUUUCACAGACGCCACCGCGAUAUAAUCAUGGGGUCUUAUCUUGACCAUGUGAGGAAACAAGGCAAGGCAAUAGCAGUUGGCAACAGGCAACGAAAGCUUUACAUUAACAAUCCUGCUUCAAAUUGGUCCGGAUGGAAAGCAACUAAAUGGAGCCCUGUGGUGUUUGAGCACCCUGCAACAUUUGAGACCAUAGCAAUGGAGCCAAAAAAGAAAAAGGAAAUUGUAGAUGACCUCAUCAAGUUCAGCAAGGGGAAAGACUACUAUGCGAAAAUAGGGAAGGCUUGGAAGAGGGGUUAUCUUCUGUAUGGGCCACCAGGCACUGGUAAGUCCACCAUGAUUGCUGCCAUGUCUAACCUCAUGAACUAUGAUGUUUAUGAUCUUGAGCUGACCACGGUGAAGAACAACACUGAGCUGAGGAAGUUGCUGAUUGACACUCCUAACAAGACUAUUAUUGUGAUUGAGGACAUUGAUUGCUCGCUUGAUCUCACGGGGCAGCGGAAGAAGAAGAAGGAGAAGGAUGAUGAUGAAUGUUUGAAGAACUUGAUUGAAGCUCUCGAGACUGCAAAGGAGGAGGCAAGAGUAAAGGCCGAGGAAGAAGUGAAACUGAAGGCAGAGGAAGAAGCCAAAGAGAAGGCAGAGAAAGAAGCAAAAUUGAAGGAAGAGGAAGAAGCAAAAUUGAAGCCAGAGAAAGAAGAGAAGGAAAAGGUUGAGUCUGCUAAAGAUGAAGUUAAAUGUAAAUUAUGUAAUGGAACAUCAGCCAAACAAGAUGGGAAAGAAAAUGGAGUCGUUCAUUGAAUAUGUGGCAAGAGAGUCAAAUAAUCUGCAUAACUGGAACUUGUAGUUACAGUAGUGUGUGAAGAAUUAUAUCUGCAUAACUUGAAGCAGUAGUUACAGUAGUGUGAAAUAAGAAUCAUUAAGAAUUGUGAACCUGUAGUUACAGUGUGA
Molecule: messenger RNA, 1451 nt
Organism: Fragaria vesca subsp. vesca
Lineage: Eukaryota; Viridiplantae; Streptophyta; Magnoliopsida; Rosales; Rosaceae
Exons: 2
Coding region: 66-1301 (411 amino acids)
Molecular function (GO): ATP binding; ATP hydrolysis activity
Source: RefSeq, a predicted model, not a curated record